AUGGACGGAGCAACAAUUGUAAAGCUGUUUGGAACAGCGGACAACUCCCGCGAACCAGAGCCGUUGGUGAACAAGACGAGCACAAUCCUGGGUGUUGUCAUCAGCUUUGCGGUUCUCUCGUGGCUGUGCGUCGCAUUCCGGAUGCAUGUGCGCAUCAAGAUGGUUCGGUCGUUGGGAUGGGAUGACUUUUUUGUCAUAUUGUCGCUGUUGUCAAUAACCACGGGUUCUGUCGGAGUCUGCGUCUCAACCAAAUAUGGCUUGGGCAGGCACAUCGGCACGUUAUCUGCCUAUGAAGUCAAGGCCUAUCUUCGAACCUUCUACGUAGCGAACGGCACUUAUCAAAUCUCUACGGCCUUGAUGAAGAUCUCUCUCCUCUUCCAGUACCUCCGCAUAUACGAUCAGCCAUCCUUUAUCAGACGCGCCUGCAUUUUUACCCUCGUUGUCGUUGCCGUGUGGGCUAUUCCCUAUACGGUGGUGAGCUGGAUCCCCUGCAUGCCAGUACAAGCCUACUGGGACUGGUCAAUUCCGGCCACCCGUUGGGCCUACGGAUCGCUCGAUGCCAAAGUUUUCUCGACCACGUACGAAAGCCACGCUGCGGUCAACAUUGCACUCGACCUCUUGGUGUUGAUGCUUCCAGUGCCCCUCUACUUCGAACCCAACAUGCCGCUCAGGUCUAGACUGGGUUUACUUGUACUCCUCAGCAUGGGCAUCGCAGUCAAUUGCGUCUCGGUAGCCCGAUAUGUCACCAUUCUGCAACACAAAAGCGCUACAUACCCGACUAUCGAUUUCCCCUGGUACGCACCAGUCAGCAUCGUCCUCGCCUGCGUCGAAGUCGACCUAGCCAUGGUGACCAGCAGCAUCCCCAUUUUCUGGCCCGUCAUCCGACAGGCGUUCCCCGGCAUCUUCGUCACCAAGGAAGUCGAGAUCACGUGUGAGGUUCGGAGGAUGGAGAGUGUCGAGCUCGACGAUGACGUGGGCGAGGAGGGGCGAAGGUCGAGAGUGGGCAGUGAGGCAAGUCUUCGACAAGACAAGCCAGCACAUAAUGCGCGCUAUAAGGACGAGUUUAUCGUGAACCAGGUUGAUCCCUUGAGUCGGAGCAAAAGUGUUGUCACCGAGGUCAAGGCGUCAAAAGCCAAACAAGAUGGAUGGUGGAACAAUGGGAGUUGA
This is a messenger RNA of Colletotrichum navitas, 1167 nucleotides long. RefSeq lists its product as uncharacterized. The transcript is spliced from 6 exons. The coding region runs from base 1 to 1167 and encodes 388 amino acids. The record is from RefSeq and is a predicted model, not a curated record. NCBI's taxonomy places the organism in Eukaryota, Fungi, Ascomycota, Sordariomycetes, Glomerellales, Glomerellaceae.